Molecule: messenger RNA, 2218 nt
Organism: Zeugodacus cucurbitae (melon fly)
Lineage: Eukaryota; Metazoa; Arthropoda; Insecta; Diptera; Tephritidae
Exons: 6
Coding region: 453-2009 (518 amino acids)
Source: RefSeq, a predicted model, not a curated record
UCAGCUGUGUUUGUUUACAUCAAAAUUAAUUUUAAAGCGCUUCCAUUAAUAGCAAAUUACAAAUAUAUAAACAAAUAUCAAUAGUUAUAGCUGAGAAAUGUUUUAUUUAUUUAGAAUUAAUACAUUAAACGAAUAAAAGGCAAUUUUUAUGUCAUUUGCUUUUAAAACUUGCGAAAAUACGCAGUAUGCGAACAAACACAAUCAACAGCCGCUAUGUACAACAGCCGGUGAUAACAAAAAAACAAAACAAAAAAUGUUUAAUUCAACUUAUACACAGGUGGAGAAAAAAAAUAAUGAUUUUAUUACUCAUGGAGUUCCUGAAAUUGCGAUAUGUAUUAUGCAUUGUGAUGAAAUACCAUGAAUGAAAUUAGUGUAUGUACGAGUGCUUGGCUACAUAGUGCACAUUGUUGUAGUUACUAUCUUGAUUAGUACCAUUUUCAAAUACAACGAUAAUGCUUCAAUAUUUGAAAAAUAUAUUUACACCCACAUCCCGUACAAGUGAGAAAAAUAGUGAAAUGGAGCAAGUAUGGCCAAAAUUAGAUGCGAGUUUGUUAUUUACAAACUUCGGUAAGGAAUUACUGCGGAAAUGCGCUGAUGUGCCGAAACCUGAUGGAACAGCAAUAAGUAUUGAGGAUUUUAUGAAAACAUCGGCAAAGUUUCCAAUAAAGUUCGGCACGGAUACGUGUCGUGUAAUGAGUCAACCUGCAGAACGUUAUGCAGAAAUCACUAAGCAGAUUGCAACUGUAUAUCCCGUAAUACAUGAGCGUGUUUUGAGCUUGUAUCUAGGUUUUUUGGAGCACAAAACUAAAUACGGCACAACUAUUGAGCGCGCACUGUAUGAUGGCAUGACGUUAACCGCUUUGGUCCAGCGUUUGCUAGCAAAACGUUGUGUGGCGUUUGUAGGACCACUGGAUAAUUGUUUGUUGGUCAGCGGUGAAACGGGUUUGUGUAAAUUUUAUGAUGUGGGCACGCACAAAGAGAAGGCACCAUUCCUGUUGAAGGAUGUGCUAAGCUAUGAUGAAAUGAAGCUCUCAGCUUUUCUAUCUGUUUCCUCCUACACGGAAUUUUUAAACGAUGGCAAACGUAGAAACGCUGGCGUAAUCGAAGUGGAUAAAUCGAAGAUUGAACGCGUGGGUGUUAUUGUUGGCAUUAUUGGUGCACGCUUUCAAGCACGCGAACGCAUGGAUUGGCAGGACAUCAUAGUCAGCAAAGAGCAAAAUACCAAAACACAUGGCUACGGUUAUACAACACAAGAGGCGGAGAGUACAACGAAUGCUGCUGUUAAUUAUCGCCAUUUGUGGAACAGCUUCUAUGAGCAACAAGAUUUGAUAUAUGAUAAUGUAAGCGUUCGAGAUUCAACACGUUUCUACAAAAUUCCAAACACAAUGUAUAUUUUCGAUAACCUCAUGAAGAAACGCAACGCUAUAACAUUCGAUACACUCCUGCUCGAGGCUAAUGCACGUGGCGCUGCAGCAGGCAAACAGGUGUAUCUACAUGUUGUUGGUAUUGGUUUGGGCGCUUGGCGCGCUGUACAGCAUCAAGAUGAAAUCUUUCUGCAGACCUUUGGCGAACGUUUACAAGAACUACUAACGCGCUUGCAACAUAUUGGUGUGGUGCAUUUUUCUUAUUUCAACGUGACGUCAUAUGCAAACCUUGUAGAUGGCGGUGUAUUAGACACGCAGUCGCAUCCCAAUGGUGGCAUCAAAAUAUUCCUCAGCAAUAGAAACCCAGCGCAGAAAUUGGCACCGGAAUUUGAAAAUAUGCUUGUAGUGGAAUCGUAUGCAUGGGAUGGCAAUGCAUUGCCCGGUAACGAAUUUUGGUUUGGUACCUUAGCUACUUCCGGUGACCCUGCGGCCGCCUGUAGCACACUCAUCACGGAACUACACAAUCCACACAUCAAUACAAAAAUGGUGAAUGGUGAGAAUUUACAUGUAGCCACGGAACGUUUCGGUGUUUUACAUAUUGCGGAUUAUGCGAAGAAAGUGCUGUUCUCUUCAUCUGCUAUAUAGUGCAAAUUUUAUGAAAAUAUUCAAAUUCUUAAAGUAUUAACUGCUGAUUAUUUUUAUUUUGACUUUUACAUGUAUUAUAAAAAUAAAUAUAUAAUUUUUUCUGGUUAUCAAUAUUUACAUAUAAUUAUUGACUGUCAAAUGCAAUAAAGUGUAUUUUAUUAAAAUUUUCAUAUGGUAAAGUAAAUAAAUAAAACAAUCUUCGAAUUUUA